AUGGCAGCUGUUCAAGAUAAAGAAAAGGUCCGAAAAGCGGGGGCAGAGUUUGCGGCAAAGCAAAUCGAAAAGCUUUUUAAGAAAUCCAAGAUCGUUGACUCUUCUGAUAUAUUUCCAAAGUUCUCAAAGGAAGAGAUCAAGUUGGGAAAAGUCUUGGGGAAAGGCGGAUUCGGUACUGUCUACGAAUGUCUUUCUUUCGGUGCCAAAUCGAAACCAUCCAAUGCUGUCCCGGAUGCCGAAGAUCAAAUGGAGUCUCGUAAAUUCAUUGCCGAUCAUUGCAUUCGAGAGGAUGGUGAUGCCCGCUAUGCCCUUAAGAUUUUGAGCCCUGAAGUCGUCAACGACGCCGGAAUCUUCAUUCAGGGAAGCAUUGAUAUGGCAGUAGAAACCCGCGUUCUCUCUGACAUUGAACAUCCCAACAUAAUUAAGAUGCGUGCAUGCGGUUCGCUGAGUCCAUUCGAAGCAGACUACUUCAUCGUCAUGGACCGAUUAUACGAUACUUUGGAGAGUCGCAUCGCAAAGUGGGGAAAGUUGCAAUCGCGUAUUACUGGAGGCUUUGGGAGCAAAUUUUUUGACCGAAAGGGAAAGAAGAAGGCGGCUCUUUUGGAGGACAAGUUGGUAGCAGCUUUUGAUCUUUCUGCAGCAAUAUUAUACAUGCACAACAAGAACAUUUUGUAUCGCGAUCUUAAGCCUGAGAAUGUUGGCUUUGACAUUCGCGAUGAUAUCAAGCUUUUCGAUUUCGGUCUUGCAAAAGAGGUUUUCAGCGAAGACAAAGAUGCCGACGGCUUGUACAAGCUGACAGCAAUGACGGGCUCUCCCCGGUACAUGGCUCCGGAGGUGGCGUUGGAGAAGCCUUACAGUUUUUCUUGCGACGCAUACUCGUUCGCAAUCCUUUUUCACCAAAUGUACUCGUGCAAGACGCCGUUUGAAGUGUACGGAAUGAAUUCACUCAGGACCAGAGUUUGGGGUAAAGAACAAAAGCGUCCAUACAUCCAGCCGGAUUGGCCAGAGACGAUCAAGAGCCUGUUAGAGAAGUCCUGGAACGAGAACGUGCAUGAGCGACCUACCUUCCAAAAGAUUUACGAUAUUUUACGAGAAGAAUGUGUUGGUGCUCGUGACGGUGAUGAAGAGGGUUUGGAACAUUCCCGACGACGAUCAACUUUUGUGUUUCGUUCAAAUUCUGGAAAGAGGACAGCAUCAAAGGCAGCGAAGGGGAAUGUGAUGGAGGCUGUCCAAGAAUUUGACUAUGAUGAAGACGAGAAGGAAUCAGAAAAUUAG
This is a messenger RNA of Cylindrotheca closterium, 1275 nucleotides long. Lineage: Eukaryota; Bacillariophyta; Bacillariophyceae; Bacillariales; Bacillariaceae. The record is from the annotation of a GenBank genome assembly.